Messenger RNA from Beta vulgaris subsp. vulgaris (sugar beet), 1056 nucleotides. Its product is annotated as 14-3-3 protein 2. Gene Ontology annotation, cellular component: cytoplasm. NCBI's taxonomy places the organism in Eukaryota, Viridiplantae, Streptophyta, Magnoliopsida, Caryophyllales, Amaranthaceae. Gene Ontology annotation, biological process: signal transduction. Bases 135 to 917 code for a protein of 260 amino acids. The transcript is spliced from 4 exons. The record is from RefSeq and is a predicted model, not a curated record.
CCCUCUUUACUUUCUCUCCCCACUCUCUUCCCUCCCCUUUCCUUUAUUUCCUCCGAAUCCAAACACACAAAUUUCAAAAUCCAAACCAAAAAAAAAAAAUCAAAACAAAAAACUCAAAUCUCGAAGCUCCAACAAUGGCGGCAUCAUCAGCAAGAGACGAAAAUGUAUACAUGGCGAAACUCGCCGAACAAGCAGAGCGUUACGAAGAAAUGGUGGAAUUUAUGGAAAAAGUCGUGUCUGCUGCUUGCGAAGGCGAAGAACUAACAGUUGAGGAGCGAAAUCUUCUCUCUGUCGCAUACAAAAACGUGAUUGGAGCUCGUCGUGCUUCAUGGAGGAUCGUAUCAUCGAUCGAACAAAAGGAAGAAAGUCGUGGAAAUGAAGAUCAUGUUUCCACCAUUAAAAGUUACAGAUCUAAGAUUGAAUCUGAACUUUCUAAAAUCUGUGAUGGUAUUCUUAAGCUGCUUGAAUCUAAGCUUAUUCCUGUUGCUUCUAAUCCUGAUUCAAAGGUGUUUUAUCUUAAGAUGAAAGGUGAUUAUUAUCGUUAUUUGGCUGAGUUUACCACUGGAUCUGAAAGGAAGGAGGCUGCUGAGAAUACUCUCUCCGCUUAUAAAGCUGCUCAGCAGGAUAUUGCGAAUGACUUGCCUCCAACACAUCCUAUUAGGCUUGGUCUUGCACUUAACUUCUCAGUCUUCUAUUACGAGAUCCUCAACUCCCCUGAUCGUGCCUGCAGUCUGGCUAAACAGGCCUUUGAUGAAGCUAUUGCCGAGUUGGACACCCUUGGUGAAGACUCCUACAAAGACAGCACUCUGAUCAUGCAGCUACUCCGGGAUAAUCUGACUUUGUGGACUUCCGAUAUGCAGGAGGAUGGAGCUGAUGAGAUCAAAGAAUCAUCCAACAAGCAGGACGAAGAAAAGUGAAACCUUGUUCUUUAGAAUUAGGAUUUCCUUUUUUUGACUUGCAAUGGUUUAUUUUUGAAUUGAGGGUGCUGCUGAAUAUUUGACAGUUCCUAGCUGUUGUCUUGAUUUUAAGUUAUAUCGAACAAUAUCUUUUUCUAAA